Trichoderma harzianum CBS 226.95 is the source of this 3255-nucleotide messenger RNA. RefSeq lists its product as hypothetical. Bases 1 to 3255 code for a protein of 1084 amino acids. Lineage: Eukaryota; Fungi; Ascomycota; Sordariomycetes; Hypocreales; Hypocreaceae. The record is from RefSeq and is a predicted model, not a curated record. The transcript is spliced from 2 exons.
AUGGCCGCUGAACCUCCCCCAAAUGAACCUCCUCCAAAUUAUCGGUCUGAGGCCCACGAUAUUUACUUGGGGAAAAACCGCCGGCUUGCCGAUCCAGUCUUCUUCCCAGCCUCCAUGCGUUCGAAGCAUGAUAUGAAGACAAUAGAGGAGGAGCUUGCCCGUGAAAUGGAAUCGGAGCCCGAUGGACCUCGAGAGUUUACGAAAGAUGUCAUGGUCCUUUGGGGUUGGGGUAUAUGUACACGAUGGCCCCCAGGCGGCCCAGUUCCACGACUCGAAGACUACGAAAAGUCCAUGAAUGCAAUGACUGCUGACGUAUACAAGAAUUGGCAAGAAAUCCAGUCCUUGGUCAGAAACCAUGAGGAUGCCAUCCGCGACUGGAUCCUCCGCUUCUCUCUAGGUAUAGAGAAACAAGAGACCCGAGAUACCAACAUAUUGUAUGCUGGCAUACAACAAAGUUGGAAACGCACUGUCAAGACAUUCAACGACUGUGCCGACGACAUCAGGAUGUUUAUGAAGCCUGACUCUAUCGAAUCCGAUUUUGAGAUUGACGUCCCCAACUAUCCUGAGUAUGAGAAGACUCGAAGGCUCCCCUUUUCCUUCAUGUGCGAACACUUCUUGAUGGGGUAUCUACAUGGUCCAGAAGAUGGCCGAGAACACUAUGUUGCCCAUUAUUCCCAUCCUUACAACUUUUUCAACAACCUACCAGAUGAAGAGGAGCCUGGUAUGUGCGAAUGUGAGUGCCUGGGCGUUCAAUGCAAUGAUGAGGAGUCACGCGAGUUUUACAAGAAACAACGGAUCUUGUUCUUGGCCCCUCACAUAGCCUCGUGCGAGUUGCAAGAUCCUCAUAGUCUACUUUCCUUCAUCCACUAUCGAGGCCGGCUACAUCCUUCAGUGUUUGCAAAAAUGGACAACGAUAUGACCUUCAUUGGCAGACGAACUAAUCAUCUGACAGGCCCCUUGAUCCCAAACCGGAUGGUCAGCUUCGACGUCUCCGGAUCUGGUUCUGAAAAUCGGUAUCGUCCAAAAUUGUGGGAAGGGUGGGCUAGUCGUCCGAAUCCUGAAACCUUGGGUGAGAGCAAGGAAGAAUACGAUCGUCUUUGGCAUCAAGGCCAGUUGUUUGGAGCAUCCGAAGCUUGGAUCAUGCUCCAAAGUCAGCGAGCUAAUUAUCACUACCUUAGGCACCUUCUGGGGUUUAUCUGCCGCGAGGAAAAGCUCCCCGUCACGAAGCCCAAAUCGCCAGGAGAACAAGAACGCAUAUUUCGCAGCUCAAGAGCCUCAAUAGAAGUAAUCAAACAGAGGGCUUUGGCCAAUUGGUUCGAUUUUACCAAGCAGCAGGCAUUCCUCCCUCCGCCGACACAAAUUUCCCCAAGAUACUUGCAAGAUCUAGAAUUUAAGAUGGAAGUUGCCGAGAAGCAUAUCCAGGAGCUCUUCAGCGACCCAGGGUACUUCUUUGGCUGUAUCCAUACACUCAAAGAGCACCAUUGGGCAAAUAUCGAGAUACAGGGGGACGAGACAAAGGUCAAUGAACGUAGCCCUGCUUCCAUAUACGUGGAGAAAUACGUCGAGGAGGAUUACCGGCAUAUUCUCUAUUUUGAUCUCAUAAGGGGCGUGCUAAGGCGAUCAAUCUUCGAAUUCUACAUGUGGCACUCCAUCUACAUCCGCAUUCAGGAAUUCCAAGUCACGAUGAGAAAAUCGUUUGAAGACUAUGGCAAAGAAGACGAGUCUGAUACAGACGGAACCAAGAUGCUCCAGCGGCCUCCAAUUUUUCUCUCUGACAAGGCGAAACGUGAUCACCCCGUACUGGCAGAAAAAUACCUGUCUCUGGUUGUUUUACUGCGGUAUGAUGCCGUCUUUUUCAUCAACGAGUUCCGCAAGAAAGGUAUUCAUGCUGGCGAUCAUACAGGGUUUGAAGUGGCUACUGUCGAUCCACCCAAGGAGGGAACUCAAAGCCGCCAAAAUACCAUAGAUAAGAAGCACUAUAGAGCGCGGAGCCUGUAUUGUUGGCCGAAAUUCAGGAAUCAAUGGCUCCGCGUUGACGAAUACUCAGCAGAUGAGAUUCUUCGAAUGUUCUUCUUCAACAGCAUGGACAACUUCAUAUCGGAUGCUUUGAACUGCACAAACUGCGGCAUCACGGAAGCGGCAGGUUAUCUCCAAGCAAUGUCCCGGGCCCACGAUCCGGACAGCACAAAACAUAUCUUUACAGACUUGAUGGACGACACAAUCGACAAUCUCAACCUACUAUCCUCGCUUGCCGACCACCUGGAGUGUUUGUGGCCCGCCAUGGACAAAGUCGGCGGCGCAGCCGUGAGGGAGGACGUCCGCCGAGAGUAUUAUGACUUCGGCUGCAAAGAUAUCUCCAUCAACUUUUUCGAUUUUGACGACUUUGACUUUGAAAAGAAAAUGCCCGUGAAGCGCUUGAAAAGACUCUUCCUCUUCUUCGAUGAACUGCAGGGCUUCAAAGAUGAAUUAAUCUCUAUGGGUCAUGCCAGAGGCGAUCUGAAGAGGUUUGGGGCCUCGCUGCUCUGUAAGUUUAUAUACCCCCUGAACGACGAAGGGGAGGACUUCAAGGCCAAUCAAGAAGCAAUCUCCAGACUCGAAAAGGCAAUGGGUGUAUCUGGAUCCGAUUACAUUUUCAGCGUAAAAGAAACGCCCAUUAACCUAGAUGAAGAGAAUGCAAGCAAUGGAGCAAAAGUCCAGCUCGUGGGUCAGCCGUCAAGCUAUCGCAACGUCGCGGCUCGUGAGAGGGAGCGCCAACAGCAAAGAGAUGCCUUCAACGAAGCGUUACGAGCGAACAGGGAUACCAUGGCGGAGAUGUGCAGGUUCAAUCCGCGAUGGGCGACGUCACUUCAUUCUGCUCUCGAACAAUUCCAGAUCCCGCCUGCUCUGCCAAUCCCCAAUGCUCCCGACGGCCAGCCCAAAGGCAUCAUUAAGAAGCGCGACUGGGCCACUCUAGAAGCAACCUAUAACAUUCACGGCAGCGCAAAUGCGGCCGUUUCCUACGCUCAACUCAAGCUUGCGAUGGUGGCAAUGGGGUAUAAAGAAGAUCCCAGCGGGGGGAGUCACAUGAGAUUCGUCAGACUGAACGGUAGGUGGCCGCAUGAUGUGCUGCCAAAGGGUGAGAACGUUAUUAUUGCGCGAACACACGGAGGGGAGCAUGCUGCAGCGGCCAAGGGGAAAGCGAUGGACUGGGGAAGGAGAUUCUGUGAGAGAGGAUUGACAUUUGACUUUAUUCAACAGUGGUACGUGAAGGGAUGA